Molecule: messenger RNA, 369 nt
Organism: Saitoella complicata NRRL Y-17804
Lineage: Eukaryota; Fungi; Ascomycota; Saitoellomycetes; Saitoellales; Saitoellaceae
Exons: 2
Coding region: 1-369 (122 amino acids)
Biological process (GO): protein folding in endoplasmic reticulum
Cellular component (GO): EMC complex
Source: RefSeq, a predicted model, not a curated record
AUGUCCUCGUCAACAGCUCGAGCUCUCAUCACCAUCGCAUUGGUGAUUCUGUUCCACGCAGGCUACUCUGCCUACGAGCACCGCGCAUUCCAAAAGUCCGUGGGUCGUACGGCAGUCGGAAGGCUACCUAUUGACAUUAUCGUCGAAGCCCUCAUAUCCGCUACAAUCUUUUCCUUCGGAGUCGUAUUAAGCGCAGACGCCCUCAAACCUAUCAAAUGGCGCGAAUGGAACGCGGUAUGCGAGAAGGAAGGAUCGAGUCCUUUGCAGUAUUUGGACACGAGACCGGGGUUCAUUGAUAUUAGGCAGAGACGGAAGGAGUAUGCGACUGGCAAGACGACAAAGGCGGGAAAUGGUGAUGUUAAGGCAUGA